AUGGCGCGACGGUACGAGAUCGAUGAGCUGAUAUGGCUCCGCGGCUCGCCCCUUGUCGCAAAACCUCCUGGUCUGCCUCCAAUUGAAGAGUGGAUAGGACAUUGUACUCGGCCCCCGAAAACCGCCUUUGCUUCAUCUCGCAUUGGCGGCAAAGGCUCGUUUGAUCAGACAGACCGACCCGCGGUGCGGCCAAACGAUUCGGACGAAACGAAGAACGACCGAUUCAACUUCAGAGACAAGUUUUUCAAGGACCGCGAUGCCCCGGAUAAAGAGUUAGAUCGACGAGAGGCCAAGCCAGGGCCACUGACUGCCCGACGUGGGGAAAGAGAGGACUGGAAUGCCGGGCGCCCACGUCGCACAUUCGGCCCAGAUGAGCAGGAGCGCAAGCCCAGGCGAAACGGCGAGUUUGAUCGAUGGGAAAACAAAGAAGGACCUCGCGAUCCCAAUGCUGAACGGGUGGCCCGUGACAAAGAUGGCCGAUUCCCCACUCGGAAAGAAGGACAGCCCCCGCGAUCCAAAUAUGAAGGAAGCUGGUUCCGCGAGGAACAGGCCCAAGAGGGCGCUGACGCCGAUGACGAUAAAGCGCCGUUGCGCAACCGAGAAUGGCGCCAAAACCAGACCCGACACGGUACCGAACGUGAGUGGAACCGUGGCGCCAAAUUUGAACAAGAACCUGAAUGGCUGGAUGCCAAUGACCGAGACGAACCACGACGAGCACACACUCAGGAGGACUUUGAACGGUGGAAAGAGCGUAUGAAGGCUGGAUCUGGAUCAUCCGCACAACCCCCGGCACACGCUGAGGAGAAGAGAGAAGCACACGUUGAAGAGCAAAAGCCAGAGACCCGCCGUACUGAUGGUGAGAUUUUCAGCAAUUCCGGCGCUCAGUUCAUGUCCGACGAGUCGAUGGAACGAUUCUUCGGACUAUUAGGUGAUUCGAAGGCUCAGCCUCAGACCCCAGAAGUCAGUACUCCUAUCGCUGCCGAUCCAGUUGCCAAAAAGGAACCCUCUCCAUUUCCUGGGAAGCCUGGAAAGUCAUCUCGUUUUGCGGGUCUCUUUAGCCCCAUGCCAGAGAGCCCUGCCAGAGAGCCCGAGCCGAUGCCUUAUUUCAAUGCCCCACCCCAGCCCCAGCAUUAUCAACAGCCGCCUCAGCCGGCGCCUGAGAGUAUGCCUUUCCCAUCCCACAGUGCGGACCAAGAAGGCUUCCAGCGCAUUCUACAGAUGCUUGGUGGACAACGCUCGGAGAAUUCUACGCCGCACGAAAUGGGUCUGCCCCAGCAGCAACGGAAUAUCUCCAUGAUGCAUGCCGAGCAGCAACAUGCCGCCCUAUCUCUGUCAUCUCCUUCCAGGGAACACCCCCAUCGAUCUGAUUACAUGGGCACUGGCCCUGAGAAUCCAAUGGCCCAAGUUGGCCCCAAGGAUCCCCAGGCGCUGGAGAGGGCCCACUUGCUUCGUUUGAUGCAGCAAGUCCGAGUCGGUCCACCACCUGCGGGUCAUCUACCCCAGCAGUCUCCCAACCCGGGCAUUGCCCCUCCCCCAGGUCUGAUGCCGGAAGGCAUGCCACGUCCUCCGCCAGGACUUUCUUCCCAAAAGACGCCCACUUUCCUCGACGACCCGGCCAUUGCCAACAUGCAGCGACCAGAUAGCGAGCACCUCCGUCGCCGACCUGCAAAUGGUCCGCCCAUGGGAUUCUUUGAUGAUAUGCCGUUCCCUCAGGGUAAUCAGGGCCCCAUGACCCCGGGUGGUCCUAUUACUCCGGGUGGCUCACGGCCUCCUCAGGGCCCGAGUCAGCCUCCUAUGCCGCUUCAGCGACCCCCGGGUCUCGAGCAUCUACCACCUCCUGGAUGGACUGGCCAACCUGUCCCCCAGCAGGGUUUCCCUCGCGGUCUGCCUCCAGGCAUGAUGCCACCUCCGGGUUACAUGAACGGCCCUCCCCCUGGCUUCCCUCCUAUGCCACCAAACCCUGAGGCCAUGAUGGGACUUGGUCCCGGUGGUCAGGGUCCCUUUGGGCCUGGCAACCCUGGCCCACAGGGCCCUCCUCCCUCAUCUAGACACCUUCUGGAGAUGUUCGGCCAGUCCAACGGCGGUGACGUCCGCGGUGGUAUGGUCGGUCCUGGCCAGUUCAGAUAA
Molecule: messenger RNA, 2127 nt
Organism: Penicillium crustosum
Lineage: Eukaryota; Fungi; Ascomycota; Eurotiomycetes; Eurotiales; Aspergillaceae
Exons: 3
Coding region: 1-2127 (708 amino acids)
Source: RefSeq, a predicted model, not a curated record